GUGCAUAUACACGCUGUCCUUCGUGCUCGACCUACGAGUGGAACUCGAUUUUGAUGCAGCGCAACUGUAGGUGCAAGUGUGGAGUUACUCUCGGGCUCCACAACCCGAACAGGAAGAAGGCUGGCAAGGGCAACGGGAAGGAGCAGACUGAGCUUUGGCUUGGGAUGCCACCAUCACCAUCUAAGGGGGCGUCCUUGCAGGAUGCCGCGGCGACCUUGCAGCAGGCGAUCCAGGUGGCGCAGGACCCCGCGCUCAAACUGGCCCUCCAGGCGGCGCUGGCGCAGCAGGCCCCGCCCGCGGCCAAGCCAGCCAUCUCGGCGGGCGAAGCCCACAGGCGGGCCGAGGCUGCGUGGCGCGACGCCAAUGCCAAGCACGACGCGGCGGCGAAGGCAGUUGCGAGGGCCAAGGAGCAGUUGGCGCAGGCACAGCUGCGUGAGGAGGAGACCGUCAGGAUCUUGGCACAGGCCGAGGUCGCCAAGAGGACGGCAGUACGGGCCCUGGCGGCUGAGGCAGGCAUGGAUGAGCAUGGCAAGUCACAGCCCCCCGAGAAGACAGGCCCAGGCAAGAGUGACUUAUGUUUCGAUAUAGUCUGGGAUGAGAGUUUCUUCACUUCGCUCAAGGACGGCGCCCUUGAAUGCGAGGACAGCAGGAAGCAGGCAUUGCUGCAGUUAGAGAAGGACCUCAUUGCCGCCGAGGGUGUCCUCGGCGAGAAUGGCGACAAGGUGCGCGAGUGGCACUCGCGCAUGGAGGCGCUCAAACAGCAGCUCUCGGAGCGGAUGAAGAAGAAGCGCAAGGGUCUGGACGGCAACGUGCAGGGCGCGACGCAGCAGUCGCCCGCCGAAGCCCCCGCCGAAGCCCCGCCAGGCGCGCCGCCCGCGGCAGCUGAAGGCGAGUCGCCUGAGGCAGUGCAGCAGCGGAUCGACGAGGAUGUCGGGCGGAUCCGCAGCGCCCAGGCGGCGGCGCAGGCAGCGGCGGCGGCCGCCAGCCAGGCGGCCCAGGCGGCGCAGGCUGCAGCGGCCAAGGGCGGCGGGCGUGGCGCUGCGAGCGGCGCAGGCUUGCGCCGAGAGCGCAGGGGGACAUGCUGCGACGUCGCGAGGCUCGUCGGCGUCUUUUUCAGGUACUUCAAUGUCGGGUUCGCCUCGGGGUUCGUCGACCUCGG
Prorocentrum cordatum is the source of this 1159-nucleotide messenger RNA. NCBI's taxonomy places the organism in Eukaryota, Dinophyceae, Prorocentrales, Prorocentraceae. The record is from the annotation of a GenBank genome assembly.